Molecule: messenger RNA, 2491 nt
Organism: Cottoperca gobio
Lineage: Eukaryota; Metazoa; Chordata; Actinopteri; Perciformes; Bovichtidae
Product: group 3 secretory phospholipase A2-like
Exons: 7
Coding region: 87-2279 (730 amino acids)
Biological process (GO): arachidonate secretion; phospholipid metabolic process
Molecular function (GO): A2-type glycerophospholipase activity
Source: RefSeq, a predicted model, not a curated record
UACAAUUCCCGUGGAAUAAUUCGUCCAUUCAGACACUAAUUUAACCUUCAAUUUACUGAAUUUAUUAUCGCCCAUUUUACAUUGAGAUGCAAAUCAAAUGCCUACUACAAGUAGUCUUGGCACUAUCAUUGCACAUUCAUUCCAAAGCACAAGGUGUGAUCGGAGGUCACUCCUGUCUCAGGUCGAGGACUGCAGAUGGCGGACAGACGCGCGUAACGUUUCUACGAGAGGACGCAAGCGGUGUGCGCUCCUUGUACCUCAGCCUGUGGUCCGAGGACACACGACUGGUAACAUGCGAAGUCAAUGCCAAUCCACUCGUCACGGAAACAUAUCGCACCCGUUGCUACAGAAGUGGCACCCAGGGUCAAGAAAUCACCCCGAGGUUUAAUAUCAGUAUGCUGUUGGCUCCGGAUGCUCCCUGCGCGCUCGCCUCCUCCAUUGUGCCAAAGUAUACAAGGCGCACAAGAAGAGAAGUGACAGUGGAGAAAGUUAGGAGGAAACGCGCCUGGAUAUUCCCAGGGACGCUGUGGUGCGGCACUGGAAGCAAAGCGGCUGGAUACGAACAGUUAGGGAUGUUUGAGAGUGCAGAUAGAUGCUGCCGUGAGCACGACCACUGUCUGCAUGUCAUCCUGUCUUUCACGGUGAAUUAUGGGGUCUUCAACUCCAACUUGUUCACCGUCUCACACUGCGACUGUGACCGAAGGUUUCGACAGUGCCUCCUCGGUGUGAAUGAUACCAUUUCCAGCAUGGUGGGCUACAGCUUCUUCAACAUCCUGCGGGUUCCCUGCUUUAAGAUCAAACAGAAGAGGCAAUGCACUGAGAUGUACUGGUGGGGAACGUGCAAAGGAGCCAAAAAGGCUCCCUAUGCCGUCUUCAAAAGCCCUCUCCCUUACACCUCUGAUGUGACAAGCAAACACAGUGACAAGGCUGACAGCAACAUGUUAACAGGUAGCGAGGGGCAGCAUGUGACCGAAAGCUUCGUGAUCAACCCACUCAGAAAGUCACCCAAAGGUAAACACAAAUGUAGCGCCAGAGGAGACACUUUGUACCUCAGAAGGACAAAGGGAAAAGGAUGUAAAAGACACAUGAAACUGUAUACAGCAGAAGCCUCUCAAAUGCCCCCAAUGUCAAGGGCGCACACCACUACUCCUUCAACGAAAAUGGGUCUUUUAAAUGCUUCUAAGAGUAGCGCAUUGACGCUAAAUAAAAAAGGAGUUGGCCAAAAGAAGAGCUCCAGAAAGUCGGCUUACCCCAAACUGAGAAGCCAAGUUCCCCUACAGGUGAUCACAAGCUCGUAUCCACCAUUGACAUCUACAAUCCAAAGCACCCCAUCUUCAACACAGAAGCCAACGGUUCAGCUACACCUACCAAUGUCCACCACAACGGUAACCAACACCGCCAUAAGUGGCAAAAAAGUUCCAAAACAAAGCCACUGUUGUGGAUUCAGGGUGCCUCUGAGAGGUGACACUUUCCAGCCUCAUUGUAAAGGUUGUCUAGAACAAAAAACGAUAUCUCACAAGACAACUGUAACACCCUCAACAACUACAUAUGGAUUACCAUUAAAAGUGACCACAGAUAGGACUCUGAGGCUGAAAAAGACGACAGAACGACCCGGACAAGACUCUUCGAAAAGACUCUGGAGUACAACUACUUCUACAACGGCAGUCACAACUAAACUGAAGAUAGCGGCCUCCGUUCAUAAGGAUGGCAAGCCACAAAAGCAGAUGGAUUCCCCUCUACUACAGAAGCAUACAAGCCAGGAGCCCAUGGGUAGCACCAGAUCACAAAACAGAAAUGCAGAGAGAAGCCUGAAGCUAAAUAUUGCUUUCCAUAAUGUGACAGACAAUCAGCUCCCGUGUGGAAGCCUCAAACAUCUGGAUGAAUGUAAAUACAAAAUCCGUCCUUUGAAGAAGAAGUAUGAUCUGCAGAACAACGAGUCAAAGACCGCUUACCACUGCGACUGCACCAGCCGCCUGGCUGUUCAGAUUGAAAGCUUCAAGCAACCCAGUAUUGUCCCCACGCUACUGAUGGAUUUCGUCUCUCAAUACUGCUUUAAACUGCCAAAGGAGAAAAAAUGCCACCGCAGAAAAAGCUGUUCUGGAGGCUUCACUACAGCCUCUGACCUACUUCAAGCACUUGAGAUGAUGGAGGAAAAAGACGCUGCUGAGGUGCGAAAUUCAGGCAAUGAUAGAAGAAGAGGGAUUCCUGCUCGUCUUUAUAAGCGAUGCCUAAGGCUGGAAAGAGAAGCUGAUGUUAUGGUGCAGCUCACAGGAUUUUAGACUCAUCUUAUAUUUGCAGCAACAAUGAAUUUGUUAAGCGAUAUGUAUUUAAUGUUUCUGUCUGAUGGUGUAAAAUGACAGUGUGUUGGAAAACAUUAAAGGACUCAAAACCUUGAAUAUUGUAAUAUAUUUGUAAGUAUGCGAUGGAUGUACAUUUUAUGUAUUUAUAAAGCACUGUAAUAAAAAAAACUGCAAGCCAUCAGAUUGUGCAU